UUGGUUUAUGGGAAGAGCCUGGACGUUCUUACCUGGUGUAUUCUCAUUCGCAUUCUUAGAAACCAUGCAAUGUGUGAUAUGUAGAGAAAGAAGGUUAGCCUAGAGAGGGCUUAACUCACCUCGACUCUUAAACCCUAGAGAAUUAAAAUUCUCAUUGCUUCCUUGCAAUCAGCACCCAGCACCAGAAGUGUGCGAAGCGAUCGGUGCAAGAUAACUGCGUGACCUUUUUCUGAGUUGCCGUGGCAUUGCCCUCACCACCGACGGAAGCGAACAAGCAAUCAGUCGCCGGGCCAAGCUCAGUUACGAUUUCUAAUUUAUUGAGCCCAGUAAGGCGUGCGCCAUAAAACUAAGCAGCAGCUGGUGUACCAGUUUACUGCGUCGUCUUCUCCAACUCCGUUGCCAAUGGGUGUCGGGUCCAAUCGCUUUCGCUUCCUCUCUGCCAUAUUUUCCGAGACAAAACGACGCCUGUUCGUCCAAAAGCCUAACCCUCCUAGCCUUAAUCCCCUCUCAUUCCUCGCAUCGUCCCGCACCCUUUGCUCAGUCCCCUCCUUAGAAGACCAAAACCCUUCCCCUAUAAACCCGAAUCCAGACCAAAACCCUAACCCUAGCCGUCGGACCCGCACCCCAUUGGAGAAGCAAUUCGAGAGCUGGGUGGAGCGCCUUCGCCCGGGCUUCACCGCUGACGACGUGGAGGCCGCCCUCCGCGCCCAGUCGGAUCCCGACCUCGCCCUCGACCUCUUCCGGUGGACCGCCCUCCAGCGCGGCUACCGCCACACCCCAUCCGUCUACCUCGCCAUGCUCCACAUCGUCGUCUCCGGCCGCCGCUUCUCCCAGGCCGAGGCCCUCGUCGACGAGAUCCUCGCCGGCGCCUGCCCCCCGGACCUCGCCCUCUUCAACACCGCCAUCCACUUCUGCUGCUCCCGCCGCCACCUCUUCUCCCGCGCCUUCGACGUCGUCAAGAAGAUGCAGCAGCGCCACCGCGAUGCCUCCGCCGCCGCCUGCCGCCCCAACCUCCAGACCUACUCGAUGCUCCUCAGCGCCGUCCUCCGGCGGUUCAAUAAGCCCCCGGUCUCCUACGUCUACCUCCACGCCGUCCGGUCGCUGGUCCGGCAGAUGAAGGCCUCGGGGGUCAUCCCCGACACCUUCGCGGUGAACCUGAUCAUCAAGGCCUACUCCAGGUGCUUAGAGAUGGACGAGGCCAUCCGGGUCUUCAAGGAGAUGGGCCUCUACGGUUGCGAGCCCAACGAGUUCACCUAUGGCUACAUUACCAAAGGGUUGUGCGAGAAAGGGAGGAUCAAUCAAGGAAUGGGGUUCUUCAAAGAGAUGAGGGAGAAGGGAUUGGUGCCGAGCAGCAGCGUCUACAUGGCACUGAUCAGCAGUCUGGCACUGGAGAUGAGGUUCGAGGAGGCGAUCGAGGUGUUGUUCGAUAUGCUGGCCAAUUCGAUGGCGCCCGAUAUCUUGACGUACAGGACUCUCCUCGAGGGCUUGUGCAGGGAACGGAGGACGGAGGAGGCGUUCGAGCUGCUCGAGGAAUUGGGGAGGAGGAGGGGGGCGAUGGACCGGAGAAUGUACUCCGACUUGCUGGAUGGGUUGCAUUGGCUCUGCCAGCCUCAUGAUUAGUUGGAAAUGCCAACAUGGUGUUGCAUUCCUCUCUCAUUCGCUCUCUCUUCUUAAAAAGAUUGAUAGUGGCUCUUUCUACUCUGACUCUUGAUAGACGAGAGUUUGGAGGAACAAUUGGAACUGUCAAAUGGGGUUGUACCCCGUUGAAAAGGUACCGCCUAGGUGCUAGACCCGUCAUUCUUGGUUGAAUAAUAUCUGGAAAACCGGAUAUAAAGUUUUUUAGGAGGGUCUGGUGAUGAAACUCGAAGUCGGUGAUAAAUGGUGACUACACUGGUUAAUAGUUUGAUAGGAAUUUGGACGGCCUGGCAGAUUUGGUAAGCCGACUGCUACUAGGAACUGUAUUGGUCAUGUCCGCUUCUACAAAACCUGGAUAAUUCGGACAUCUGCUUGGCCUGCACCAUACAGCGCCUCUUUCAAGGUUUCCGUAGGGAUGCAUUGGCCAAAUAUAAGCAGGGAAUCAGAAUUAUUUCAAGUGAUAUUUGACUCUUUGAGAAGAUCAGAUUUCCCCCGAUUUGGCCUCUGUUACUUUUUGUCUUCUUCAUCUCGUAUUCUGCCGGAACUCCAUCUGCGACAAACUGCUGUCGACUGUUUCCGUUUUUCCUGCUGUAAUUUUCAUUUUAAAAUAUCAGAUAGUUUCCAUAAAUUAUCUGACGAAUUUUGUACAACUAUGGUCUGUGUUGAGGAUGGAGGAAUUUA
Elaeis guineensis (African oil palm) is the source of this 2316-nucleotide messenger RNA. Its product is annotated as pentatricopeptide repeat-containing protein At3g25210, mitochondrial. Lineage: Eukaryota; Viridiplantae; Streptophyta; Magnoliopsida; Arecales; Arecaceae. Gene Ontology annotation, molecular function: protein binding. The record is from RefSeq and is a predicted model, not a curated record.